Rhinolophus ferrumequinum (greater horseshoe bat) is the source of this 4558-nucleotide messenger RNA. It is a transcript of the gene TCOF1, whose product is annotated as treacle ribosome biogenesis factor 1. The transcript is spliced from 27 exons. Lineage: Eukaryota; Metazoa; Chordata; Mammalia; Chiroptera; Rhinolophidae. Gene Ontology annotation, molecular function: protein binding. Bases 86 to 4162 code for a protein of 1358 amino acids. The record is from RefSeq and is a predicted model, not a curated record.
CGUGAGGUCUAAGGGCACGAGGGAAGUGGCCGGCGUGGACUGACGUGGGGUGUGCUGGUGAGCUGUCCGGCCGCAGGUCGUGGCCAUGGCUGAGGCCAGGAAGCGGCGGGAACUGCUUCCCCUGAUCUACCAGCAUCUGCUGCAGGCGGGCUUUGUGCGCGCGGCGCGGGAAGUGAAGGAGCAAAGCAGUCAGAAAAGUUUCCCAGCUCAACCUGUAACCCUUCUGGACAUCUAUACGCACUGGCAACAAACCUCAGAGGUUGGCCAGAAGCGGAAGGCAGAGGAAGAUGCAGCACUGCAGGCCAAGAAGAACCGUGUGUCAGAUCCCAUUAGCACCUCGGAGAGCUCAGAGGAGGAGGAAGAGGCAGAGGCUGAAACCACCAAAGCCGCCCCAAGACUAGCAUCUACCAACUCCUCAGUCGUGGGGGCAGUUUUGACAUCCAACAUGAAAGAAAAAGCCAAGGCAAAGAGCAAGACAGUGAACUCCACACCACACCCUGCCUCUGGGAAGGCAGUGGCCCACGCUCCCCCCGGGAAGUCAGCCAAGUCAGCAGGGCCCUCAGCAAAUAUCAUCGUGGUCUCAGAAACUGAGGAGGGCAGCGUCCCGGCCCUUGGAACCACUGCCAAGCCUGGAGUGGCAUCGGCGGGCCAGGUCGACAGCUCCAGCGAGGACACCUCCAGCUUGAGCGAUGAGACAGACGUGGAGGUGAAACCCUCGGUAAAACCACCACAGGUCAAAGCCUCGCCAGCCCCUGCCAAGGAGUCUCCAGGGAAAAGGGCAGCUGCAGCCCCUGGGAAGGCCGGGAAUGUGACACCCCAAGUCAGGGGAGGUGCCCUGACCCCAGCUGACAAGGCCAAGAAGUCAGAAAAGGACUCGGAGAGCAGCGAGGAGGAAUCUGAGAGUGAGGAGGAGGCCCCCGCAGGGAAGCCUGGCCAGGUGAAGGCCUCGGAGAAGCUUGUCCAGGCAAAGUCCUCAGGGAAACCCCCCCAGGUCAAAGCAGUCUCAGCCCCUGCCAAGGGGUCCCCGAGGAAAGGGGUCGUCCCAGCACCCCCUGGCAAGGCAGGGCGGCCGGAGGAGGACUCGGAGAGCAGCAGUGAGGAGUCGGACAGUGAGGGCGAGGCACCGGCUGCGGCACCUGUAACCGCGAACGCGCCUCAGGCGAAGCCCUUGGGAAAAAACUCCCAGGUCAGAAGCACCGCAGCUGUGACCUCUGGGAAGGGCACUGUCGCAGCACCCCCUGGGAAGGCAAGGUCUGCAGCCGCUUUGACCCAGGCGGGGCAUCAGGAGGAGGACUCAGAGAGCAGCAGCGAGGACUCAGACAGCGAGGGGGGUGCCCCAGCAGCUGUGGCCCCAGCCCAGGCAAAGUCCUCGGGGAAAGUUCUCCAGGUCAAAUCUGCCUCAGGCCCUACCAAGGGCCCCCUGCAGAAGGCAGGGCCUGCAGCCCCUCAGGUCAUGGUUGACAGGUCCAAGGAAGACCUGGAGAGCAGCAGUGAGGAGUCGGACAGUGAGGAAGAGGCGUCUGCAGCCGUGACUCCAGCCCAGGCAAAACCGGCUAUGAAAACUAAGGCCACAGCCUCCCCAAGGAAAGGCACCCCCAUCACUCCCGCAUCUGCUAAGGUCCCCCCAGUGCGAGCAGACACUCCAGCCCCCUGGAAAGCGGGAAAAACGAAUUCACCAGCCAGCACAUCAUCCCCAGCUCUGACCAGAGACACCCAGAGGCCAGGGGAGGGCUCUUCCAGCAGCGAGGAGUCAGAGAGUGAGGAGGAGACAGCUCCUGCCGCUGCACGGGGACAGGCAAAGGCUGUGGGGAAAAGCCUCACACCCACCAAGGCUCCCUCAGGACAAGGGAAGGCAAGGCCUUCCAUGGCCCAGGUCCAAGGUGAGACGCACGAAGACUCAGAGAGCAGCGAGGAGGAAUCAGACAGUGAGGAGGCUGCCUCGGCUCCAGCACAGGUGAAGGCCUCGGUGAAAACCCCUCAGACCAAAGUCAACCCAGCUACCACUAAAGUGGCUUCAGCCAAAGGGGCAGCAUCAGCUCCCGGGAAAGUGGUCACUGCAGCUGCUCAAGCCAAACAGGGGUCCCCAGCCAAGGUAAAGCCACCGGCGAGAAACCCCCAGAGCAGUGCUCUCUCCGUGAGGGGCCAGGUGCCCGUGCCAGCUGUGGGGAAGGCCCAGGCCCAGCCAGAGCCAGUCGAGGAGGACUCAGAGAGCAGUGAGGAGGAGUCGGACAGUGAGGGGGAGGCACCUGCUCAGGCAAAGCCCUCAGGGAAGACCACGCAGGUCAGAGCUGCCUCAGCCCCCACAAAGGGGUCCCCCAGGAAAGGGGCUGCCCCAGCAACCCCACAAAAGACAGGAACCAAAGUCCCCCAGGCUAAGAAGCAGAAGAAGGGCUCAGAGAGCAGCAGCGAGGAAGAGUCGGACAGUGAGGAGGAGACACCAGGAGCUGUGACCCCCACCCAGAAGGAGAGUAACUCCAAAACUGCCAAAAGCAAGACCCCGGCCCCAGCGCCCCCGCAGAAGAAUGCCGAGAUGUCCUCAGAAAGCAGUGAGGAGGAGAGGCCGGCGCACCAGGUGAUUAAAACCCCUCUGAUUUUUGAACUUAAUCGUAGUCCAGCUUGCCCAGCUGCUACCCCCACACCAGCCCAGGCUACGAACACUCCAAGGAAGGCCCAGGCCUCGGAGAGCACAGCCAGAAGCUCCUCCUCAGAGAGCGAGGAUGACGAUGUGAUCCCUGCUACGCAGUGCUUGACUCCCGCCAUUAGAACUAGCGUGGUGUCCGUGCCCAAGGCCCAGCCAAGGACAGCCCUCAGAACCAGCGUUGUUGGGGCCAGGAGCAGUGAGUCCAGUCGGGUGACAGAAGGCAAAAAACAGGAAGCACCCGCCACACAGGUGACAAACAGGAACCUGGCUUACCUCCCACUGACCCAGGCUGCCCUGAAGGUCCUUGCUCAGAAAGCCAGUGAGGCCCAGCCUCCUGCUGCUAGGACCCUGUCUUCAAGUGGGAUUGACGGUGCUCUGGGAACACUCCCCGUGGCAAGCCCCCAGGGCACCCCUGUGCAGGCCAGAGUGACCAACAAGCGUAGAAAGCCUGAGGUUCCUGUAGUCCAGCAGGCCACGGCCCCUCCCUCGGGAUGCACGAGAGUCAAGGCUUCUGGGACCUCAGAUGACAGCGACAGCAGCGGCAGCUCUUCAGGGAACGAGGAGGACGCUGAGAGGCCCCAGAUGGCCCCGUUGGCCCACAGGCAGGGUCCAGCACCCUCCAGGAAGGACACCUUGGUGGAAGAGACCACAGCAGAGUCCAGCGACGAUGACGUGGUGUCACCUUCCCAGUCUCUCCUCUCAGGUUAUGUGACCCCUGGACUGACUUCGUCCAAUUCCCAGGCUGCAAAGGCCGCUCCCAAGCCAGACCUCACGUCCUCGGUUUCCUCCCUUCCGGCCACCAAGGAUGCCCCAGAUGGCAAGCGGGCAGUGGAGCCCCAACAAGCAGCCACGAUGUCCCCUAAAACAGGCAGAAGAGAGGCUAGCACCAGUAAAGGGGCUGGGAGUCCCCCAGCCUCAGCACUGGCACUGCAGAGUGACAUCACCCAGCGCCUCCUGAGUGAGCCGUGGCCCGUGAGCGAAGCCCAGGUCCAGGCCACCGUGGUGAAGGUGCUGACAGAGCUGCUGGAACAGGAAAGGAAGAAGGCUAUGCAUGCCGCCAAGGAGAGCAGCAAGAAGGGCCGGGCGGGCCACAAGCGGAAGCUGUCAGGAGACCAGGCAGCUGUCAGGACCCCGAAGAGCAAGAAGAAAAAGAAGCAGCCGGUGGCCGGGGACGGUGGGGAGGGUGCUAUUUCCCCAGGAAAGGCCCCCAGGACUAUCAAGGGGAAAUCUAAGGGAAACACAGCAAGUGGCGACAGCAAGGAGAAGAAGGAGAAGGAAUCUCCUGGCUCCCAAGGGGUCAAGGAGAAGCCAGAAGGGGAGCCAGAAAUGGUGAAGGUUGAGGGUGGAGACCAAGCCAACUCAAAGAGCAAGAAGGAGAAAAAAAAACCUGACAAGAGAAAAAAAGACAAGGACAAAAAGGAAAAGAAGAAGAAAGCCAAAAAGGCCUCAACCAAAGAGCCUGACUCACAGUUCCAGAAGAAAAAGAAGAAAAAGAAAAAGACAGCAGAACAGACCGUCUGAGGGGCAUGCAGCAGCAGAAGAUGGCAGUGUUCGUGCUGGCCGAGCCCGUGAGCCCUGCCAAGGAAGAGAAGGAAGUCCACUCACUGAUCCCGCGCCCACGUCUGUCCUUAACACAGGAUGCUUCGUAUAGAUGUGUACAGUAUAUAUAUAUAUUUUUUUAAGUGACCUGCCCCUCUCUUCUCAGACCUAACAUGCUCAGAAGCCUCAGGACUUUCCACCUCUUUGCCCUGCAGACUGAGGAAGGCCCAGCCUUGUCGCUCCUUCCAUGUCCCUGGUCCCUGACUGACACAGAUUUUUGUCCCCCUUUUGUCAGUUUUUCCCCAUUUUGUGUUUUUGUUGUUGUUUUUUGGUAAGGAUUUAAAAUAAAAAGACUUAAAGGAAAGGUGCACGUUCCCG